Molecule: messenger RNA, 922 nt
Organism: Oryza brachyantha (malo sina)
Lineage: Eukaryota; Viridiplantae; Streptophyta; Magnoliopsida; Poales; Poaceae
Product: ATP synthase subunit delta', mitochondrial
Exons: 2
Coding region: 94-699 (201 amino acids)
Biological process (GO): proton motive force-driven ATP synthesis
Molecular function (GO): proton-transporting ATP synthase activity, rotational mechanism
Source: RefSeq, a predicted model, not a curated record
AAAUCGCCCCCCACGCCCCAGGAAAACCCAUUCCACGGUUCCUCCCCUCCCCACCAGCCGCAGCGACGAGGCGAGAAGAGAGAGAGAAAAAAAAUGCUGCGCCACGCCGCCCGCCGCCUGGUCGCCGCCCGCGGCAGCGGCAGCAUCAGGGCGCUCUCCACCGCGGGGGUGCCCGCCGAGGCGGCCGACGACUCCGCCUUCUCGGAGGCGUGGAAGAAGGUGGCCCCGAACAUUGAGGCCCCCGCCACGCCCCUCUCGCUCAUGCAGCCCCGCCCGCCCACGCCGGCGGCCAUCCCCUCCAAGCUCACCAUCAACUUCGUCCUCCCCUACAAGUCCGAGAUCGCCAACAAGGAGGUUGACAUGGUUAUUGUACCAGCAACAACUGGUCAGAUGGGUGUUUUGCCUGGCCAUGUUUCCACGAUUGCAGAGCUCAAGCCUGGUGUUCUCUCGGUACACGAGGGAAAUGAUAUCACCAAGUACUUUGUGAGCAGUGGCUUUGCAUUCGUCCAUGCAAACUCCAUCGCUGAUAUCGUGGCUGUCGAGGCUGUCCCCCUGGACCAGAUUGACCCAGCCUUGGUCCAGGAGGGGCUCGCAGAGUUCAAUGCCAAGCUUGGAUCGGCCUCAACUGACCUGGAGAAGGCUGAAGCUCAGAUCGGAGUGGAUGUUCACAGUGCGCUCAAUGCCGCAUUGGCCGGUUGAUCAAUACGUUAAAUCUGCUGCCUCUCUUUUGCAUCUUCAUUUUUAGAAUGUGAGCUGAAGUUUGCAAACUCAUGAAUGAGUGAUGGAGGGAAUGAUCUUAAAUAAAUUAUACUCCAUCUCAAAGAAAGACCCAUGUUUCUUUUUUCUUCUUAACUUGACUCCUGCAUGGAUUUUUGUAAUGGUGAAUAUUUUUCUCCGAGCUACAAGUCCAGUUCUGGUUCCA